AUGGAAUGCCCGUUGUUUUUUCAGCGUUGCUGUCGAGAGGUCAUUGAAUACCUUCACUGUGGGGAAGUCUUCGUGCGGGUGGUUGCGGUUGCGGCUCGCCGUAAGGGCCAGCUCCUUAACAUGAAAAUAAUGGGCCCGCAGCAGCACGUCUCGUGGCGUGGAGUCUGGCGGGUGAGCAGGCUUAGGGAUCCUAUGUAUCCGGUCGAUUAACAUCAUAUCCGUCGGUAUUUCCGGCGCGUAAGCUCUCAUCAGGCCUCGAGCAUAGGCCUGAAGGUCUUCCGGUUGCACCGACUCUGGCACUCCUCGGAGCCGGAUGUUAUUCCGCCGUGCCCUAUCUUCCGCAUCAUUCAUUUGCGACUCCAGGCGUUCCACCUUUUCCUCCAAAUGUUGGACAUGAUCCGCCAUGUUGUUGUGUGCAGAAGCGAAGUCCCCCAUCUUGUCUUCGAUUUUGGAGGUGCGCUUUCCCAGAUCUUGCAUUUCUUUCCGCAUGGCGUCUGCCGUUUGUUGCCAUGAGGCUAUCAAUUUGUUGGACAAGGUAUUCAGUGCGUGUUCCAGGAAGCUUUUCGUGAUUUGGUCGGUUUGUGUGUUGUCCGCUAUGGGGAGGCUCGAGUCCGAAUCCCCGUCGCCAUCUUGGGCGUCCGACUGUGA
Molecule: messenger RNA, 648 nt
Organism: Pelobates cultripes (western spadefoot toad)
Lineage: Eukaryota; Metazoa; Chordata; Amphibia; Anura; Pelobatidae
Source: the annotation of a GenBank genome assembly